AUGACGGCGUAUGAGCUAUGCAUAUUAUGCAGUAUGCACUAUGCACCGUGGCCGUGCUUAGCGUUCUUACGACACGAGGCAGUUUCGAGGGGGGCGAUGGCGGAGGCGGCGGCGGAAGAGGGGCGCGGCAAGGGGGAGCUCCACUCUACACUGGAACAAACGCCGCCGUACGUACCGCGACCGCGCGAUUAUUUCGUCUACCGAGCGGAGGACGUAGUCAAUGCCUCGCCUGCAUCAAGCGCCGUGUUUGUUGUACUACUU
Molecule: messenger RNA, 261 nt
Organism: Brenthis ino (lesser marbled fritillary)
Lineage: Eukaryota; Metazoa; Arthropoda; Insecta; Lepidoptera; Nymphalidae
Source: the annotation of a GenBank genome assembly